Messenger RNA from Stylophora pistillata, 2275 nucleotides. RefSeq lists its product as uncharacterized. Gene Ontology annotation, biological process: animal organ morphogenesis. Gene Ontology annotation, molecular function: BMP binding; receptor ligand activity. Lineage: Eukaryota; Metazoa; Cnidaria; Anthozoa; Scleractinia; Pocilloporidae. The record is from RefSeq and is a predicted model, not a curated record.
GCGGGUAUUAUAGAGCCUAAAUAAAAACAACAUCAACUUGAAACAACAGUUCCGAGAGAAGUAAGUUCACGGCCCCAUUUCCGUCACCUUCUCUGGCUGUUCUAACACUUUUUUUGAGCGAUUAAUGUUUUGUCCUCUGGCGCCACAACGGAGCUAAUAUAUCAUAACAGUAAUUUCGAGUUAAUUGAAGGUUUUCUUCUUUGUCAGACCAUCUUAACUUAAUAGCAAAAUAGCUUCAAAAGGAUGAUUGAAACCCGAACACGAAUUGUUAGCUAAGGAGAACUAAGUAAACGUUUCUAAAACUUUUUGAAAAGAGACAAAGAUUUUUUGCGUUUCAAUUUACCGAAGGCGGCUCAAUACACAAUUGACAAUUCAAAAAAUCUAUUCAUUGCCGCGUUUGUGGCGCCAACAGUCUUAAGCUUCGCUGGAACGAAUCGAUAUUCUAGGUCAAUAAAUCACGCUUUCUCGCUUGGAGCCGACUGCUGACUAAAACAGGUUUCGUAAACAAAGCAAAGGUGACUUAAUUGUCUAAUUUGGACAGUGGUUUUUGUCGGCAGGAACAUUCGUGGAGACAAUAUACAUCACCGAUAAACGUCAAGCAGAAAAGUCAUCGUUUAAGAGUCGAUUCAGAAAGAUGGGUGUCAAAAGAAUUGUCAACUUUAAUUAUUUCUGUUUGGUGACCCUCUUAAUUUUGACGGACCUGUCGACGCUGUUUUCAUCUCCAAUUCCGUUUAUGGAAGAACUCUUAAAUCGCAAAACAAGCGCACUUCCUAAACAAGACAAAGGAGAACUUCCCUCUAGAGAUCCAACCAGCUUGCUAGGAAGUCAAAUCCUCCCGCAGAAAACAGUUUACGAGACCCCGACGCGUGAUACGACGAAAAACUCGUCAGCUGUUCACACUAACUUUUUCAACUUUAAGCCCAAGAAACUGCAUAGGAAUGCCGACAUGUCUACGGAAAGAAAACGUGCACAAUCGGGGCUCAUGCAGUUGAGAUUUUCCCGUCCAUCUUCCCCAAGUGACCUCAAUUCAAAAUCUGCAAUCAAACCACAAGCGAGAGGUGGUCUUCCUAAUAAGCAGAGAGAGCCAUGGGAAUAUCUCCCAAUCAGGCCAGAGAAAGAAACUGAGGAGGAAAGCGGAAAUAUUCCGAAAAUAAACGUCAAAUUUGGAGGCAGCGGGACCACAGAAGACUCGGUUGCAAAAGGGCUAGCGACUAAGAGGAAAGCGAUGUCAUACAGCCACAAAGUACCUUUAUCUACUGGAGGGCCCCAAGUUAACCUAGGCAGGUUGAACCUCAAAAGCGAUUGGUGCGUUACACAUCCCUUCAACGAAACUGUGCAUCAUCGCGGUUGCCAGAGUGCACAAAUCAACAACAGCAUGUGGUACGGACAAUGCAAUUCGUUUUUCAUCCCAAAGAAGUUUGUUUCCUGUUCCUAUUGUGCGCCCUUUAAACAAGAGACAAUCAACGUGCGACUGGAAUGCCCUGGACAAAAUCCUUCCUUUGUGAUAAAGAAAGUGAAAGUUGUUAAGGAGUGUGCCUGCCAUGACUGUGGAUUGUCCAAGCUGUAAAAACUGAUGGUCUACAUGAAAAAUCGUUUCAACGACUGAGGAGAACACUUCAUAACAGCUUUCCAGCCAGUUGACCGUUGUCUACGAUCUUACUAAAAGAAGAUUGGAGAAGGAAAGAUUUCCCGACAGUAAUACGCCAUAAGAAAACAUCCGCUAAGCCGACGGAGCGCAGUGCUCCAAGGAAAAUAAGUUAAUUUUAAAAACGUUUCACCAGUGUAAAAUAGUAUUCGUUACAUUAUCGACGUAUACAGGAUUUGAUAGCAAAAAAAGAACAGUGAUAAAUAUUUACGGAAGGCAGAGGCUGCCAUAUUUAAACAGUGAGAUUAGAGUCAAGCAAAACUUGAUUUGUAUCUAUAUAUGAACGACAUGAUUCGUAGUUUUGAGAAAACAACUAAUUUACGUGUACAAAAAUUGUUUUAAAUAUAUUAAUCAGUUUGGAGUAGAGAUAACAUAGUCAGAGUAAUAUUGACACCACUCUUAGUAAGUGAUGUCAGAACUUGUGGCAUACAACGAGAAUCGGAUAUUAUUGUUGCAUAUUUUGAACAUAAAACUGUGGAUGUCGUUCAGGAAAAAAACUGUGGUGUAAUCUGAGCAUAAACCUUUCCAGUAAGAGCGCAAACCCGAAAGUGUAAGAGUGCUUAAAUGCUUGAGAAAUAUUGAGAUUGGAGAACCGUAUAAUCAUAUUAAAUUACAGCGUCGGAAACUUAA